GCGCGGGGUCCUGGGAUCUAGCAAACGCUGGGAAUGAUCCAAGAUGGCGGCGUUUUAUCCUUGGGAUAGUUGGCGGGGUUUAUUAAUUCUAUGUGUUUUUUUUAUCUUAUUGAGCUCCCAUCCCUGCUCUGCGGUAACGCACUGGGUGGUCACAGAAAAUGGUCGCAUCGAACAGCAGGCAAGCUCUGUUUUUAUAAUGAAUAGGCCAUAUGAUUUGGUGGCUUUUAUGACGAAGGAGCAAGAGGUCAAAAAGGCAAAAAAAGAUCAGGAACAUGAAGAAGUGUAUAAAAACUUCCAUCAUCAGAAGCUUGUUAACCAUGGAACAAUGAAAGAGGAGUCUGAGAUUGUCACAGAUUCUGAUGAGGAUCAAGCUAAAGAGUUCUUUGCAAAGGAUCCAUUCUGCAACAAAGUAAAAUAUCGAGUGACAGAGUUGAGCAUUGAUCUACUGAAUGUGGUUCCAUUUGCAAAGAAAGGGAUCAACAUUGAAGAUCAUGUUAACCUUAAAGGAAAGGCUCCAUGUUUGCAUGUCCCCAUGUGUAAAGAGCUCACAACCGUGUCUCUGCUAUCUUUUGACCAUUUGGAGGGUGUGAAUCGGCGCCAGAGGAUCCCUCGGGUCAAGGAUAUGGGUGUGACUGAGGUGAUACCACCUGGUAUGAGUGUCGAGGAGUGGGGAUCUAGACUAAAGCUUGCACUUGACAAGAAUUCUACUUCCUGGUUGCUCUUGAAUUUAGCUGCUCUUUACUGGCGCCAUCAUGGAAGUACCUACCAGACCAUCAAUUGUUUAAGAAGUGCUCUUUAUCAUUCUCCAUGGAACCAUCGUGAUGUAGCUCUCACAAGCUUGGGAGUUGUCCUCCACAAAGCCAACCGCACGUUGGAUGCCCUGGUGCUAUUGCACUCCUCUUUAGAAAUCACACAAGAAGUCAGCAAGCACUGUUAUGUCCUUGGCAUUAUGUAUAGUGCUUUAAAGAUGUUUGAUAUGGCAGAGAUGUGUUUUCGAUAUGUCACAACUGUUGAACCAAGUGCUUCUGUGGCGAAGAAGUGGUUAAAAGCCGUUCAGUGUGAGAAGAGAUUUCAGUGUACAAAGCAAGAAAGAAAAAGAUCAGCCUUCCAAAAAAAGACAGUGGAAUGCAACCAUGAAGACCUCAGUAAGGAAGAACAAGGUGCCGCAGCCUUAUUGGAGAUACCGUACUACUUUUAUAAAGCACAGUUGGAAAAACUAUGGCAUAGUGUUCACAGUAAUAGUAAGACAUGGGCAUUGAACAAGGAAAAUAAUAAAAACAUGAAAAUGAAGAAAAAUGGCAAAGCAACAGAAGGCAUUAACAGCAAGGAAAAUCAGGAUAACAAAGCACAGGCGAAAAAGAACACCAAGAACCCUGACAAAGAUGCACUGAGAGAAACAGAUGAAAUCAAACCCAGAAAUGAUUUGGAGAAAGGUCUAUUCGGAGAUCAAGCAAACACAGCUAGAGAAAGUGAUUUGUCUUUGGAAGAGAAGAAGACCCAAAAUACAGAGGAAAAUAAGGAGCCAAAGGUACAGUUAGUUACUCCUGAAGAAAUGAAGCGCUAUUUAGACAAAGCUCGUGAUACCAUCGCACGCAUACGUGAGUCGAUGGGUGAUGAUAAGGCUGGCAAAGAUGACUGUAAUGCUGAAGACAAAAUUAGUGAAAAUCAUAAGCAGCAAACAAAUGAUGAAAACGAUAAGGAAUCUCGUGCAAGAAGGGGUACUGAAGGUAAAAGUGCUUCAGAUAAUGAGAAAGAUUUAAGCAGGAGUGCCAAAUCAAAAAACACAAAAAGCAAAUCUAAAAAGAAGGAAGAUGAUGCAGUCAAACCCAGCUCAAGCCCUAAAUCACCCGUAAAUAAGUCAUCCGCCAAUAAAGGGAGUACAGAAUCCAAUCUAGUAAUGAAAAAUACUGAUGACGAGAAAGAGGUUAGGAAACAAGUGAAUAGUACCCCAUCCCAAGAGAUUAAAAAGUCUCAGGCAAGUGAUAAAAGAUCUGCUGGCAUACAGAAAGCCCUUGGUGGGAGCAAAUCAAAGCUGGACCCAAAGGAGGACGAGUGCACCAAUGUUGAAGGAAUCGAGGGGUUGAUGCUCAAGAAUAAGAGAUUUAGCGCUUGGGUGAACUUGGAGCACAGAGGGGUUGAUAUAUCCAAGCAUGUUGACUUCAAAGAGCAGUUGAAAGGUUUUCCCACCCCUCCGCUAUGUCGAGCCAAGAUUCGUGCUGGGGCCUGGUCACUAGAUCACCUCGAGGGUAUUAGGAAAGUGGAAAAACAGAGUCUUGAUCCUGAAAUAGGAAUGGCACAGACAUUGCUUGCACACGAUCCUCACAGCCCAAACAAGAGGAUACAAGACAUGGGUACUCAUAUCAGCCGAGCACUAGAAAAGGAUCCGACAUCUUGGGUGGCGCUAAAUUUAGCGUCACUGUUCUGGAGGAUCAUAGGUGACACUGCAGAAGCGGUCCAAUGCCUGCGACUCGCGAUAUCUCACUCUAAAGAUAAACACCGGGACGUGGCGCUAGUCAGCUUGGCAAGCAUCCUCUUCAGGGCAGGUUACCUAGCGGACGCUAAGACCACAUGUCUGCAUGCUCUCAAGGUCUCACCUAACUCUCUUGUUGGUCACUUUACUCUGGCAAAUAUUCUUGUUGCGCAGAACAAAAUCACAGAAGCAACCCAGCACUACCUUAUAGUGCUGCAACUAGAGUCAGCAUUCCGCCCAGCGGUAGAACGCCUGAGGAUCAUUCAGUGUAUUAUUUGGCGCCAACAGAAGCAACUCGAAAAGGAGGCGGAAGAACUGAUGAAGCUUUUGACUGCCACAUGAAUAUCUCGUGACAAGCCAUGUGCAGGACACGUGAUAUCUGCUGGGUGUCGUGUGCCUAGCGUGAUGUGGCACGUGCUGAGCACAUCGUCCAAAUGUCACGGGACUAGCAUCAUCGUCAGCAGUAACAUUUUUUUAAAUUUCAUUAUAGCCUAGAGUGCUGUUAAGGAAUGUCAACGUACUCAAAUUUGUUAUAAGAUAGCAGUCAAAGCAGCACGGCAUGAUUAAGUUCGGCGCGGCGCUGGGCAUGGCUGGAACCAUCGCGCUGCACGGCAAAAGCACGACAUCUAUUCGAACGUCGAGCUUUUGAAAGGCCGAAUCGAAUACCGUAUUCAUUUUGAUUUUGUCGAGUUUAAUUCUAACGUGCCGAACUCAAUUGUUCAGACGUUGAACUGUUUAUGUGCCCAUUCGAAUCAAUUAGAUUCGGCACGGCAGGAGAGCAUCGUAUGAAUCAAAUAACCUAAUUUGGAAUGAAAAAAACUCUCCUCUUCAACAUACCAAUCAACCCUGACUAUAUAUUUUUGUAUUUGGAAGUAGAAGGGUAGUGAAAAUACAAUACAAUGAAAUGCAAUGCAAUGCAAUGCAAUGCAAUGCAAUGCAAUGCAAUGCAAUGCAAUGCAAUACAAUACAGUGUCUCCAAGAUAGAGAUGUCUUUAAUUAUCUUGGUUGCACUUUGAGUAUUAACAGGGGGGGGGGGGGGGGGGGGGGGGGCUUAACACAUGCCGGAGCUGUAGGGUUCCAAUAAAUUUCAAAUGGUUUCUGAGUUUGCGAUGUUUUAGUUCAAGUGUGAACAAUUUCUCACCCAGCUCGGCCUCCUGUUUGCCUAAUGAACGCCCUUUAGCGGUCUAACGGCCUUCGUGAACAAUGCCAUCCGCACGGAACUGUAGCGUAACGAUACUUGCUUGAAAUGCCCCCCCCCCCCCCUCACCUCUAGAAAUAGAAAGGGCAUAGGAACUAAGCCCCAUUUUUACCCGGUUUCAGCUACAGCGACUAGAAAUUUGAAGGGGAAUUAUGGAAAUGCCCAUGUCUGAUACGUACGCCUUGUGUGACAGUUCCACCUAUUCAAGCUCAAUUUGCGGUGAAGUGAUGUAUAUAUUGUGAAGAGAAACGUAGACUAAAUAAAACGUUUGCCGCUAUGCUUCAACUUGGAAAACGCGCAUUUUUCAGAAACUAGGGCCACAGCCUCGAAGCGUCUGUUAACUAAGAAAAAUAAACCCCUUUAGUGCCAGUGCAGAUCUCUAUAUAAGAAUAAAAACUAGUUAUUGUAA
Messenger RNA from Nematostella vectensis (starlet sea anemone), 4077 nucleotides. Its product is annotated as tetratricopeptide repeat protein 17. The record is from RefSeq and is a predicted model, not a curated record. Lineage: Eukaryota; Metazoa; Cnidaria; Anthozoa; Actiniaria; Edwardsiidae. Gene Ontology annotation, biological process: actin filament polymerization. The transcript is spliced from 15 exons. Bases 44 to 2812 code for a protein of 922 amino acids. Gene Ontology annotation, molecular function: protein binding. Gene Ontology annotation, cellular component: actin cytoskeleton; cytoplasm.